This is a messenger RNA of Schistosoma haematobium, 7323 nucleotides long. RefSeq lists its product as uncharacterized. Bases 5247 to 7226 code for a protein of 659 amino acids. The record is from RefSeq and is a predicted model, not a curated record. Gene Ontology annotation, cellular component: cytoplasm; chromosome. Gene Ontology annotation, biological process: double-strand break repair via homologous recombination. Gene Ontology annotation, molecular function: four-way junction helicase activity; ATP binding; 3'-5' DNA helicase activity. Lineage: Eukaryota; Metazoa; Platyhelminthes; Trematoda; Strigeidida; Schistosomatidae. The transcript is spliced from 13 exons.
UGCGCUUGUUUUGGUGUUGGCGGGUUUCUAGGUUCGAUUACUUAAUUGUCUUAAUCUGAGGCCUGUGUCAUUGCUGGUUGUUAUCUCUAGCUUUCCGUAGUAAGUGUAAGCACGCUGUUUGCGCUCGAUGGGUCGUCGACUUACAUUUCCUUUUGUAUUUUCCACUUAAGCUACUUUGUGUCCCUAUGUUGUACUCAAGGUACCUUAUUGCUGGACACAGAGCGUUACAGUUGUAUGACCAAAGUACAUGGUAUGGUAAUGGUCAUCUCCGUCUAGCUCCAUACCUCAUAUUAUUCUGACAUCCUUUCCUAUGUAUUCGUAUUAAGAUAAUUGUUAUGUACAUUUUCGCCCAGAACUUACGUGGAAUCUGAUUAGACUUUACAGGAGCGAAUCUUUUCGAGUCUCAGUUUUCUCAUUUUAACUGGCAUUAUCACAAGAAUAUGGAGCUUGUGGUAAAUGUCAUAAGUAUCUCUCCCUAUUUGCCGAGAGUUAUAUAAGAAUAUAUUUUUACUGUACAAGGUUCUAAGCAAAAUAUCAAAACUUUCUGCAGUUGUUGCAACUAUACUGGCUAGUACAUUUUCCUGGCUUACGUAAAGAGGUAAGCAGCGUUAGAAAACAUAUGUCAGCAGGAUGUUUAGGCUGAAAAUAAAAGCGAUAGGUGGGGAAUUGUACGAUUAAGUGAUAUUGUAUACCUUUAUUUCUUCACAUUCAGCCUCAUCUCAUUCUGUACUUUUUACUUCUAGUGAAUCCUUUGUUUACCCCUACGUCUUAUUUUUAUCACCUCGUCCUCGUCGGUAUUCUCGUGAUGCUCAUAUUAAAUCCCUUGUCCGAUUGUUCUGUACUCGAAAUGUGGUGUUCUUUAGGAGACACAAGUAUGCAGUUCAAUGGUGGACAAUUGAAUGUCAUAAAUGUGGUUUUAUAGCAACCUCGUUAUCUAACACAACAAACAAUUAAUGGGAACCUCAAACCCUGGACAUCUUAAACAUUUUCAUUGGAUCCCAAAUUGACAUUGAAUACUACCAAACUUUCCUUGGGUGGAUUCGGCGUAUAUUUCAGUUAUGUUUCUCGAUGCUAUUUGAACUUGUGUAUUUCUUUGUCUGCCGAUAAGCAUGUUUUUACUAGAUAAAAUCGUUUGCAACAAUGUUUAAAUUGGGUGAAAACACCAAGUGUUCACUCGAGAAACAUCUGGUUAACUAUCGCUGCUGACGAUUAUUUUGAAAUUUCAUAAUCCAUCCUCGAUAGAGAAAUGUCCGGUCCCACAAAAUCAGAUGUUAUAAAUUAUAUUAAGUCUAUGAAAAUUGAAAUCAAGUCAUUGUCAGCACGAAUAAAUUAUCUUACACGUUAUGUAGUACAACAGAGGCACCAGCUAAGUUCUGCAUUGAAAAAGAUUGCAUCUCUGGAACAGUCUUCCAAACAUUCGUUGAAUCGAUCAAUAGGUGUAUCUCAUUCACCUCAAUCUAAACGUUCUGUAGGAUGUCAGAUUUUUCCAGGAACAAACCCUCUUGUUUCUGUAUCCCCUGAUGUGAAUGAAGUAUCUCCAAAUAGUGAAUCGUUUGAAGACUUGCAUAAAUCUCUUCAACCACCCGAUAGUAUAAACUUACCAAUAUGUUGUAAUAAACCUCAAAAGCGGUCAAGCCCACUGGCUCAAUCACCUUCAUCCUCAAAGUAUACAGAUUUGUUUUCCGUGUUGAUAGCUUUUUGAAUACUUAAAUAAUGUAAAUUUUGCUAUAAUAUUUUUCCUACUGCAAAAUAUGCAGUCAGAUGUUAUUGCGAUCAUAUAAUUUUGUGAAUUCUAUGGUCAAUCAAUAUUCCAUGGUGGGAUUUAUUAGUGAACAUAUGUCUGAAAAUAUUUCUCUGUUCUCAACUUUAUACUGAGAGAAGAAUUUUAAUCUGCAAAAUUUGAGUCAAUUACUUCACUGACUAUGGUGACUAAGAGGGCUUUUUUUACGUAUUCUACCUAAUCCCCUAUCGUUUUUCACUAUAGUGUCUAAUAUAAAAGUAGACUGGGAAAGAGUUAAGACUAGCCAUACAAAGACAUUGAAUCAGUCCAUCAAACUAUAGUGUUACUCUGAAUCGUGCAAGGAAGCAUUGCAAUAGUCAAUACUUUGAAACCUCGGCUGCACUAGUUCAAAUACACUCAUUUUUAAUCCUGUAAAUCUUGGACAUAAAACUGUUUCAUAGUUUUUAUUCUCUGACUUAUUUCUUCUAACCCUGUUCUUAAUUUUCGCUUCCCUUAACAUUUAGUGUUAUUAUUUCUACCUAUGCAUCACUUCUCAAACUUAGUGUACAACAAGAAUAAUGCUGUAUAGUCUCUAGUUUUUCUUCUAAAUUUAGGGCCAUAAAUACUGACCAGUUUUCAUUAUAUUCGGCAUAUGUGACUCUAUUAAUCGACUUAAACUGCAAACGAUAAACGCAAUGGUGGCUUGAUGUUUAAGGUGUUCAACUUUAUACCAUCAGGCCUCCUGCUUCAACUCCACUGUCUCUGGAAGAUCGAGUAGUGUCCUUAAUUUUCACGUAAACAAUACGACUUUAAACCAAGCUAGUGAAUUUAUACUUAAUGAAUAAGCUACAUUAAGUUGUGGUAUUUUUAUUGUUUUAUAUAUAUGUACAAUGAAAUAGUUAACAUUUUAUAUCUUUCAGUGAAUCUGUAGUUUUGCCGAAAAAGAAAAAGAAACGUUCUUUAAUUAUUCCAGCUCAACUUCGCAAAAUAAAGAAAAUUACUCAAUCCCCACAUUCAUGUCCAAAGACUCCUGAACAAAAUAUCAAUUCUCCUAAAAAGCGACAUCGACGAAGAUCACAAAGGCAUUUAGUGAAAUAACACUGUGAUAUAUGUAUACGUCACUUGGUCACUGAAUAUAUUUUUUCCACUACAAUGUUUCAACUGUUGAGAUGAACUGUUAUUAAUAAAUUAUUCUUUCAUCAAUGCACUUUGGAUAUUUGUUGUAAAGAUAUAUAUAUAUAUAUAUAUAUAUAUAUAUAUAUAUAUAUAUAUAUAUAAAUUCAAAUUAAGGGAUCACAAUAUAUAUUUUUGAAAAACUCACCACUGAUGUGUGUCUUUUGAUAUUAAUAUCUAUUGCAUGAUGUGAUCUAUCGACUAAUAUUUAUUUUGAGAUAGUGAUAAAGAUUUGUAGCUCAGGGGAAUGAUUUUGGUGAAGCUUCGUGUUCUGAUCUGAGUGGUUUAAUCAUGAUUUCAUUGUUCUUCUGGACAACAUCAGCGCAAUCUUUAGAUAGAAGUAAACUAUUCGAAUACCUCUACAUAUUUCUGACAGUUUUUUCUUUUGACCUUCAUCCGGGUUGGUCGUUAGCGACCCUUGUUUGCACUGGUGAUAUUUUCUUGACGGAUUAUGGAGAGUUAAAAAAAUUUCAUUUAUACAUGUUUACUAUAAAUGUUUAUCUCAUCUACCGAGACAUAAAUAAUAGGCCAGGUUCAAAUCUACAUUUCAUUUUAUCUAUACAUUUAAAUUUCCUGCACUCACAAUAACUUGCAAUCCUUAAACCAAACAAUAGAAAAAUACAAACUCAUACAAAUAAAAUGCAUACCUUUGACGAAAUGUAGCGGCUGUCUGGACUCAGUGGAAAACAGGUUGGUAUUUCAAGUUAAAGGUCCUCGAUGUGAGCGUUAACGCUGGGGUGCAGGGAUAUCCAACUGGCAAGUCCCAAUUAGAAUGAAACACGUGUACUGAAUUUCAUUGUUAGCUAGUAUCCAACAGGAAUACUACUUACUGGGGUGGAUUAUAAAAAGUGCUUCAAUAUCAAGAUGGUUUUAGCCACGAUCUGUCAUUAACCAAUAAAAAAGUUUUGAUUGUUUUUUUGAAUUAGUAAUCCGUUUAAGUAUUAGGGGUUGGUGCGAAAUCUCCCAAUCUUGAUCACGUAUAUUUUCAACCAUUAUUUGCCCAUAUUGUUUUUCAACCACUCUAGGUGUUUUUCAAAUUAUAAUUAGUGUUAAAUACUAGUAACCAAUUCUGACAUAUACAGCGGGAGUGAAGUAUAGAUCCUUUUUUACAUGAUAUGAGAGUAACUUUACUAGUGUUAAACAGUAAGUCGACGUACUGUCCCUAUAUUUACAUGUUAUCUACCCCCUAGGUAACAACACCGAAAUAUUUGUCAAAAGACAAAUAUACUCUGUAACAUGAUCGUUAUUACAAAAUAUAAGACGAUCAUACUAUUCAAUUACAGGUAAUUUCAAACUGUUAUUCAUCUUAAAGUCACUAAGCCGACAGGUAGUAGAAAUAUAUUUAAGGAAUAAAAGUUAACAGUUAAAGUUUUCUUUCUGUACCAAUUUUAAGUGACAUAAACAUAUGUCACUUUCUGUUAUUGUGUGCGUGAUCAGUUAGAAUAUAGAUUUGAUAGAUUAAUUACGUAAAGUAGAAUCGUUCGAAAUAUGUCACAAAACAAUCCAUAGUUUGUCGCUUUAUAAUUGUAGUACUUUAAUAUAUCAUGAAACUGUGUUUCAUUAACCAACUCAGUCGGAUUUUCACCACAACUUAUGGAUAGUGUCUUUUUACCCAUCAGCAAGACUUAGUAAUUAAGUGAUAGUUUUUCAGUUUGCCUUAUUAACAUAUAUACCUUUAACUCCCAAAAAUAUAUGAAGAUUCGAAAAUCUGGUACAAUGUAAUCAGGAAUUUUAGUUAUGGUUGAGGUAUCCUGUGGUUAGAGAAACGUAUUCUUUAAGUUGAUUGAUGAUUAAAAUAUUUUAAUAAAAUUUCAGGACGAUUUGGAUCACGAAAUCCUAUCACUUAGAGAACUGUUACAAAAAGCCAUAAAGCACUGGAAAACUAUUUUUUAUGGUUUCGGAACUCUUUAACACUCUUCAUCUAUGAUCCCGUACAGGAUUGAACUUAAACCUGAUAGGAAACAGCAUUCAAUUGUGUAUUUCAUACUUCACAUCACAGACUAGCCAACCGUUAAAAACUAGGAAUUACUGAGUAGCUUUCUAAUCCUAGCAUAAGAUUCCUCGCUAAGGAUCAAACUUAGGGUCGUCAGGUUUUGUGACAAGACUUCGAAAUGUUAAUGUUCAAUCAUUUAUGCUUCUAACAUUAAUCACUAUUAGUUAUCAGGUACAAAUAUUUUGAUGCAGGUAAUUCUUCUUAGUAAACAAAUUAAAUUCUUAAUGUUAGAUAGGGAAAAAAGUACAGUUUGGCGUAGUGUAAUUUUGUUUCUCUUUAUUUGAUGAUAAUCUUUAAUUUUCUUCAUUUUAAAUUCAUUGAUAAUUUCAGUACUAUUUUAUUUGAAAACUGUUCAUCUUAAUGGAUUCAUCAUCAUCUAAAACACAAGAAAUACAAGAGACUUUAAAAAUUCUUAAAAAGAAUAUCAAUUCUAUCACAAAACAGAUUGAUGAAUUAAAUCAUCAACGUGAAAACUUACAAGUGCAGUAUGAUCAAUUAAGAUCUCAAUUAACUACAGCCCGUGUCCAAGAAAUUUCAAGUUCUUUGGGUACAUCAUCUGAAUACAAUUCAGAAUCCUUAUUCCCAUGGACUUCAGAAGUGAAUCGAGUGAGAAAAGAAAUUUUCCGAAUUUCCGAAUUUCGUCCUUUACAAAUAACAGCAAUUAACGCAGUUUUAGAUGGUCGUGAUGUAAUCUUAGUUAUGCCUACAGGCGCAGGCAAAAGCUUGGUAUAUCAAUUACCUGCAUUACUUAAUGUUAAUGCUUUCAAAGUGAAUGGACGAUAUCGUGGUUCAUUAACGUUAGUUAUAAGUCCAUUGGUUUCUUUAAUGGUUGAUCAGUCGAUUAACUUGACCAGAUACAGUCUCGAACCAGAUACAAUAGCAGUUUUAGAUGCGAAUACACCAUUACAAGAACAACGCCGAAUUCUGUCAUUACUUGCAGAAAAAUCUAACAAAACAAAUAUUUCAACAAAAUCUAAUUUACGCUUAUUGUAUGUAACUCCAGAGAAAUUGGCUAAAAGUAAAUUAUUAUUAAAUCGUCUAGAGAUUGCUUAUUCAAUGAAUCGAUUAGCUUGUAUUGCUAUUGAUGAAGUACAUUGUGCUAGUCAAUGGGGUCAUGAUUUUAGACCGGAUUAUAAAUUUCUACAUGUAUUAAAACGUCAAUUUUCUAAUGUACCGAUUAUUGGUUUAACUGCAACUGCAACCGCUGAAAUCAUUGUAGAUAUAGAAAAUAUGUUAGGUCUUAAUGUAGACAAAUGUUUAGUAUUAAGAACUAGUUAUAAUCGAGAAAAUUUAAAUUAUUAUGUUAAACCAGUCAGUGGAUCUAUCAAAGCAUCUAUUGGAUAUUUAUAUGAACUAAUUAACAAAAAUUAUACUAAUCAAUCAGGCAUCGUGUAUUGUUUUUCUCAAAAAGAUACUGAAGAUGUUUCUUCAGAACUAAAGAAUUUUGGGUUAAAAGUAGCUCCAUAUCAUGCGAACUUAGAUUUUAAUUAUCGAUCUAGAGUUCAUUCCGAUUGGAGUCAAGGAAGAAUUCAAGUAAUUGUUGCCACUGUAGCUUUUGGUAUGGGUAUAGAUAAAGCUGAUGUUCGUUUUGUAAUACACUUUUCUUCAAGCAAAAGUCUAGAAAAUUAUUAUCAGGAAUCAGGUAGAGCAGGACGUGACUCGAACUCCGCGGAUUGUAUAUUAAUGUGGCGUUUUUCAGAUCUAUUUCGUUUAGCCAGCAUGGUAUCAUCUGAACGAACAGGAAUUGCAAAACUUUAUGAAAUGGUUGGAUAUUCUAUUGAUCCGGAUAUGUGUAGACGUUUUUUAAUUUCGAAAAAUCUCGGUGAUGCUUCUUGGUCUACUGAUGACUGUAAAAAUGCUUGUGACAAUUGUCAACGUAAAAGCACAAAUAAGUCAGAUGUAUCCACGUUGAUUCAAAUAAAAACAGAUAAAUUACUGAAUGCGACAAAACAAUUAUUAUUUGAUCAAAGUUUAACAAAACAAGAAAGGAUAACUGGCCCUAAAUUGAUUGAUCUUAUGACUUGUAAUAAGCAGAUACAAUCUAUCAGUCAAAAAUUGUAUAGAAAUCAAGAAAAACCUGAACGUCAAUUUUAUGAACAUUUCAUAUCUUGGUGUUUAAUUAAACAAUACUUAAAAUUAGAUUUUCAUUUUACACCAUAUUCAACUGUUUGUUAUGUUGUAAACAAUGACAAUUCAGUUGAUAGUGAACACAUUGAAUUAAUGCCUUAUUUAUUAUCAAUUAAGGAAGAAUUGGAUAAAGACAAAGUUACGGAAGAGCGUUCUCACGUAGAUGCUAAACGAAAAAGAAUACAUUCAACUGAAAUGGUUGAUCUUACAUAAUUGAUUUCAAUUUGUUAGCGUAACGCUGCAUGCGUAAUUUACUUAUGUAUUAUAAAUAUAUUACCUGUGAUUUUAUGUUUGAAUAUAAACUGUUAAC